AUGGCAGGAUCUCCAAAUGAUUGUUCAGCAACUCAAGUAUGGACCGGUGAGCCAGAUACGGUCACAUCUUCGGAAUUGCCCAGGGAGCAGGAGCAUGUUUCAUCCGCUGAAAAGCCACACCGGUCAUGGCUUAUGCGAGUGCUGCUUGGCAUCGGGGAGUUGGCGAUUGAUCAAUGGUUCCUGAUUGUCAUGGCCAUUCUCAUUGCGUUUGCCUCACAGGUGCAGGUGCCGCAUGCUAAGCAGAAGCUAAAACAGACCGUGGUUGAUUACCUGGCUGUAGCCGUGAUUUUCUUUAUCAACGGCUGCACCUUACCCACCAAGCUCCUGGUCGAGAACCUGAGUAAAUGGAAGAUGCAUAUCUUUGUCCAGAUACAAUGUUACCUUCUAACCUCAUCGAUAAGCUUCGGCGUCGUUAGUGCUACGGCUACUAGUCACUAUUUUAUGGACCCUAGUCUGUUGAUAGGGAUUAUCAUCCUAGGCUGUCUACCCACUGCCAUUGCAUUCAAUACAAUCAUGACGAGGAAGGCUAAUGGAAAUACUGCCUUAACCAUCGCACAAUCCACUAUCGGCAACAUUCUGGGUCCUUUUGUGACAACCGCGCUAAUCAAACUAUACACCAGCACCCAUGUGUGGUAUACAGACAUGCUACCCAAGACAGGGGGUAACUUUGGCGAAACCUAUCGAUAUGUCUUCAAGCAACUCGGACUUUCGGUCUUUGUUCCCCUGGUCGUUAGCCAAAUCGUGGUAAGCAUAUUCCCUAAUUUUACAACAAACGUCUUGGUCAAAUGGAAAGCGAGUAAGAUUGGCUCCUUCGCCUUGCUGGUGAUUAUCUGGGAUACCUAUGACGGAGCAUUCGCCUUCAAAGCGUUUGACGAUAUUCCCUCGGACAACAUGGUCUUCAUCGUAUUUAUUCUUGUUGCUCUUUUCUUUGUCUGGAUUACUAUUGCCUUUGUCAUUUCCCGCGUCUGGCUUUCUCGUGAGGACGCCAUCGCGGUAUCCUAUCUGGUUCCUACCAAAACCCCUGCUAUGGGUGUUCCGUUGACUACCAUUAUGUUUGUGGGUCUGUCUGCAGCGGCACAGUCGCGGAUGCGACUUCCGAUGGUCAUCUUCCAGGCCAUCCAGACCUCUGCAAGUAGUCUCUUGACCAUUCCGCUGAGGAAAUGGCAGGCGCAGGGGAAGGUUGAGCGAGACAGCGAUGGGCCCGAAUGUCCAUAAGAUGAUAUCUCGCUCUAUUACGACUUCUAAUUUGCUCUGGUGGGGAUGGGAAUGUCCCAGGAUAGUAUGACGUGCUCAGUCUAGAAUCUUAUAACAUUCUAUUA
Talaromyces stipitatus ATCC 10500 is the source of this 1319-nucleotide messenger RNA. RefSeq names its product sodium bile acid symporter family protein. NCBI's taxonomy places the organism in Eukaryota, Fungi, Ascomycota, Eurotiomycetes, Eurotiales, Trichocomaceae. Gene Ontology annotation, cellular component: plasma membrane. The transcript has 3 exons. The record is from RefSeq and is a predicted model, not a curated record. Bases 1 to 1215 code for a protein of 404 amino acids.